UUCUCCAACUGCCACUGGAUUCACCUCAGAAGUAGCUGAAGCAUCAUCUCUCUGUUUCCAUAACCCGUGGCAGAUUGUCAUCAGACUUCUUGUGCUUAUCAUCAAAACUCCGCUCUACUUCUCUAAUGGGAGCAGAGCACUAUUCUCCUCCUUGGUUCAGUGUUGCUCCCAUGAUGAAAUGGACUGAUAACCAUUACAGAACUUUGGCCCGUCUCAUCUCAAGGAAGACGUGGCUCUACCCAGAAAUGCUUGCUGACGAAACAAUUGUCUACCAGUGUGGCAAUUUGGAAAGUUUGUUGCUGAAGCCAUGUGCGUAAUUGCUGCAAAUACAAAUGUUCCCGUGAGUGUCAAAUGCAGAAUCGGACUUGAUGACCAUGAUUCAUACUAUGAACUAUGUAAGUCGAAAGAUCUGCUUCUGCCCAGAUGGGUUCCCAAAGGAUAAAAAUGGGUUCUUGGGAGAUGUGACUAGGCUUGAGGAGUUUCUCAAGGAUCCAUGGGGUCUUAAGGCCAAACAACCUGCCACAUGUCAGGUUAAGGUGCCCAAGCUCAUCGUUGCGUCGCCCCCACGAGUGCCUGUAGGUAAUGGGGAUGGUGAGGAGGCAGCUUCUACUGCUUCAGCUCAGACUAAGCGUGUUGCUUUGCAGAAGAAAGCUGCUGCUGCUGCAUCUAAUGUGGGUGAGGAUUUCGCUGGAGGGUUUCAGUCUGGAGAUGUGGAGGGCUCCAUGAAAGAUGUUGGUGGAGAAGAACAAGGUCUAUCAAAUGUCAAAGUGUUGUGUAGGCUAUGCUUUUCCAGUGAAACUGAAGGAGGUGAAAGAGCAAGGAAGAUGAUGUCAUGCAAUUGUUGUGGGAAGAAGUAUCACCUAAGCUGCCUGAAAACUUGGGGUCAACAUAGAGAUCUCUUCCAUUGGAGUUCAUGGACAUGUCCCUCUUGCCGGGUUUGUGAGGGCUGUCAAACAACUGGAGAUCCAAACAAGUUCAUGUAUUGCAAAAGGUGUGAUGCAGCUUAUCACUGUUACUGUAUGCAGCCUCCACUCAAGAAAGUUAGUAGUGGGCCUUAUUUGUGCCCCAAACACACAAAGUGUCACAGCUGUUGUUCUAAUGUUCCAGGAAAUGGACUGAGCGUGAGGUGGUAUUUAGGAUACACUUGUUGUGAUGCUUGUGGAAGAUUAUUUGUGAAGGGAAACUACUGUCAAGUUUGUUUGAAGGUUUAUAGAGAUUCUGAAACAACACCUAUGGUUUGCUGUGACAUUUGCGAGCGCUGGGUGCACAGCCAAUGUGAUGGCAUCAGUGAUGAAAAAUAUUUGCAGUUUCAAGUGGAUGAUUUGCCGUAUUCAUGUCCAACAUGCCGCGGAUAUAGUUAUAAGUCGAUAAAUCUUACAAAUGCUGUUCAGGAGCUUUGGAAGAGGAGAGAUGUAGCUGAUAGGGAUUUAAUUGCAAGUUUGAGGGCAGGAGCUGGGUUGCCUGUUGAUGAUGAAAUAUUUUCUAUUUCACCCUUUUCAGAGGAUGAAAAUAGUGCUCCUCUAGUAAAAAAUCAACAUAAACAAUCCUUAAAGUUUUCUCUUAAAGGUUUAGUUGACAAAUCUCCCCAAAAGAGCAAGGAAUGUGGAAAAGCUUCUGGUAAGGAGAAGGGGUUAGCUGGACAAAAUGAAGGACAUCCUGAUGCUCCAUCUGGUGGAUAUAGUGCUGGUGAUGUCAAGAAUGAUGAAUUGCAGGCUUAUGGGGAACUGAAUAGCUUUUCUUCUCCUGUUGGUAGCUUAACAGAAGGUAUAUGUUCAUUUAAUGAGGCAGGGGUCAUAAAGCACAAAUUUAUAGAUGAGGUUACUGGAAACAUGGAUAAGAGGACAGUCCAAAGGAAUGGUAGCAAGCCUCAGCAUUUGGAUGGGGAUGAUGUUGGGAUUCAAACAAGCAUGCCAAAGACCUCCAAGGGGCCAAAUGGUAAUGAGGAUUGGGUUCAGCUGAGAGAGAAUGAAAACUCAGAAAGGAAUGACACUGCAGCUAAACUUGGUGGUGGAGCAGAAAGCAACUUAAUAAAGAUCAAGAAAGUUAGCUCAGAAGCUACUCAUUUCCCUGCCAAAGUUGGUGGAAGAUUUGCCGAUGGAUCUGGACCUUAUUCUCCACUCAAGACUUCUGGUUAUGAGGAUCUGGUUCAGCUGAGAGAGAAUGAAAACUCAGAAAGGAAUGAGACUGCAGCUAUACUUGGUGGUGGAAAAGGUUAUGAGGAUCUGGUUCAGCUGAGAGAGAAUGAAAACUCAGAAAGGAAUGAGACUGCAGCUAUACUUGGUGGUGGAAAAGGUUAUGAGGAUCUGGUUCAGUUGAGAGAGAAUGAAAACUCAGAAAGGAAUGAGACUGCAGCUAUACUUGGUGGUGGAAAAGAAAGUAACUUAAUAAAGAUCAAGAAAGUUAGCUCAGAAGCUACUCAUUUCCCUGCCAAAGUUGGUGGAAAAUUUGCCGAUGGAUCUGUACCUUAUCCUCCACUUAAGACUUCUGGUUAUGAGGAUCUGGUUCAGCUGAGAGAGAAAGAAAACUCAGAAAGGAAUGAGACUGCAGCUACACUUGGUGGUGGAAAAGAAAGUACCGUAAUAAAGAUCAAGAAAGUUAGCGCAGAAGCUACUCAUUUCCCUGCCAAAGUUGGUGGAAAAUUUGCCGCUGGAUCUGGACCUUAUCCUCCACUCAAGACUUCUGGUAAUGAGGAUCUGGUUCAGCUGAGAGAGAAUGAAAACUCAGAAAGGAAUGAGACUGCAGCUACACUUGGUGGUGGAAAAGAAAGUAACUUAAUAAAGAUCAAGAAAGUUAGCUCAGAAGCUACUUAUUUCCCUGCCAAAGUUGGUGGAAAAUUUGCUGAUGGAUCUGGACCUUAUCCUCCACUCAAGACUUCUGGUAUUUUAGGAAAAAGAAGCAAUGAUAGUAGUGUUAUUACAAAGGCUGGAUCUGAAGUUCCUGCUACAAGGGACAACAAAUUAGCUUCUGUUAAACAUGUCAAAGCUUGGCUCGCUUCCUGUGAUGACCUGAAUGAAGAAAAAAAUGGCUCACCUUCAUUGUCUAAUUUACCGAGAAUGGAUCCAAGACCUCUCCAAAGGCCCAAGUUCAAGAAUCCUUACCAUGAAAGUCAAAAUGCCUUGGCUUCUCCAGGAGAGGAGGAGAAAAGCAUGGAUAAGGGCCACGAGUCUAAAAGAAUGAGAUCGCCAGCUUUUGAAGAAAAAGCAUCGACCAGGUCUGAUGAUAAUUCAUCACAGCGAUAUGAAGACAUUGAUGACUUCUUGGCUGAUAAAUGGAUAUUGCAGAAGUUGGGACAAAAUGCAAUAGGAAAGAGAGUGGAAUUUCAUCAUCUGUUUGAUAAUACCUGGCAUAGAGGGACUGUCGUAGAAGUCUCUGAAGGCUCAUCUGUUGUGUCUGUUGCUCUUGAUGAUGGGAACACGACGAGCUUGGAACUUGGAAAGCAAGGAAUUCGUUUAAUAUCUUCGAAGCAAAACUGUUGACUGCUAUUAAAAUUGGUUAUUAGAUGCAGCGUAUGUUGCGACUUUUGAUGCCAAGAGCAUGAGCAGCUGCUGAUUCCCAGAGUUGUUCCUCUUUGGUUGACUCAAAGGAAGUAACUGAUCGUUGCAGGU
This is a messenger RNA of Solanum stenotomum, 3605 nucleotides long. RefSeq lists its product as uncharacterized. Gene Ontology annotation, biological process: positive regulation of transcription by RNA polymerase II. The record is from RefSeq and is a predicted model, not a curated record. The transcript is spliced from 24 exons. Gene Ontology annotation, cellular component: MLL3/4 complex. Gene Ontology annotation, molecular function: transcription coactivator activity; histone H3K4 methyltransferase activity; histone binding. Bases 369 to 3476 code for a protein of 1035 amino acids. Lineage: Eukaryota; Viridiplantae; Streptophyta; Magnoliopsida; Solanales; Solanaceae.